AUGGGGUCUUCCGCAACCAAGGUGUCUGGUCCGGAACAAAGGCCCGCCGAGCAGGAGCAGCGUGUCAAAACCGACGAGACGCAAGCAAUUGCGGACCAGAUAGCCAGCGUCUCGCAAGGUCGCCUCAAGUCAACGGAUGUUGAGGAUAUGCAAGACAACGCCGCCCCUUUCCGUUUCUUUGACUUGCCCGCGGAACUGCGGUGCCUCGUCUAUGACGAGCUUCUGGUCGUUGGCAAGGUCUACUACAAGGAUACAGGUUACCUCGAGGCACAAAAUACCGUCCGUUUCGAGGACAAGAAAUAUUUUCGUGAACCGUACCUUGCCAUCUUACGAACGUGCAAGACGGUUCACGCCGAAGCAGAGAAAGUCUAUCUAUCCAAGAACCUGUUUGUUCUUCCACUUCGAUGGCAGCUAUAUUCUCCCUUUGUUUGUUGUGAGAACAAGCUCAACAGCAGGUCUCUAUUCUCUAGACGAGGCUUAAGCUAUGUGCGCAAUCUGAGCAUCGCCGUAGACAGCGCGAAGACCUUAGAUAACGAGAACGAAAGCAUGAGUUACGAUGCGUAUGGCUGGAGGAAUGCAGACCACCACGAUUACGACACCAUGACACAGACACAGCGCUUCGAGGUGACGCACAACAAAAUGAUCGCAGAAAUGUAUGGGGACGGAAUUGCGACAUCCUGCGAACUGCUAAAGUUGCAACGGUCAUCAUCGAACCUAUCCGUGCAAUAUGUCGAAAUGGACUGGACCAAUGCGUACUGUCGUUUUGGCUGCUGCCGUCCGCUACGCGCUUUUCCCUAUACAUGGAUCUGCUACCUCACGCCGACAGUGAUCUACAAUAUCGGGACACGUUCCUUACACGAAGAAGAAGCAAUCGAGCAGUGUAUAUGCUAUAAUCUUGAGGCCGAAGCCGAGGAGCUCGAUGAAUGGGGCUGUAAUGACAUUGACCAGAGCGCUCUGGACAAAUGCGUCAUUUUCUUCGUAGGAAGCCAACCCGUGGAUUAUUGGAAUCAAUGGAAGUACGAGACUGAGCAGAGGAAGGUUGAUUUCCAACACAGUCCUCGCCACUGA
Didymosphaeria variabile is the source of this 1068-nucleotide messenger RNA. RefSeq lists its product as uncharacterized. Lineage: Eukaryota; Fungi; Ascomycota; Dothideomycetes; Pleosporales; Didymosphaeriaceae. The record is from RefSeq and is a predicted model, not a curated record. The coding region runs from base 1 to 1068 and encodes 355 amino acids. The transcript has a single exon.